GGAGACGCUCUGAGUUUGACCCUCCUCCGCCACCGUAGGUGCUUUAGGCCGGAAACAUGGCGGCUGUCGCUUUGGUUAGCCGUCCUGUGAACGUCCUUCCCAGGAUUUCCAGUGCCUGCUCCCCUGUGGUGCUGGCAGCUGGGCCUGUUGCAGUUCAGCACAGGCAGAUCCACCAUGCCCUGAUACCCAAGGGCAAAGGGGGGCGCUCCUCAUCCAGCGGAAUAGCAGCCACUGUGUUUGGGGCCACUGGCUUCCUGGGCCGAUAUGUGGUCAAUCGACUGGGGCGAAUUGGCUCUCAGGUAGUGAUCCCUCACCGGUGCGACCAGUAUGAUAUCAUGUACCUCAGACCCAUGGGCGAUCUCGGCCAGAUCAUCUUUAUGGAAUGGGAUGCAAGGGAUAAAGAAUCAAUCAAAAGAGCAAUAGCUCACUCCAAUGUUGUAAUCAAUCUGGUGGGAAGAGAGUGGGAGACCAGCAACUAUAAGUUUGAGGAUGUGUUUGUCACCGUCCCUCAGCAAAUUGCAAAGGCAUCGCGUGAAGCUGGAGUCACAAAGUUUAUCCACAUGUCCCACCUAAAUGCAGACAUCCGCAGCCCCUCGAAAUACCUGAGAAAUAAGGCUGUUGGAGAGAUAGCUGUGAGAGACGAAUUCCCAGAUGCCAUCAUCAUGAAGCCGUCAGAGUUCUUUGGAAGAGAAGAUCGUUUUUUCAACCACUUUGCUAAUAUGCGCUGGUUCGGUAAGGCUGUUCCUCUUAUAGCAAUGGGCAAGAAAACAGUCAAACAGCCUUGUCAUGUGGUGGAUGUGGCUAAGGCCAUUGUCAACGCCAUCAAAGAUCCUGAUGCCAAUGGCAAAACAUACGCAUUAGUUGGGCCCAACCGAUACCUACUGCAUGACCUGGUGGAGUAUGUGUACGCUCUAGCCUGGAGACCUUUUGUGGCUUACCCAAUGCCACGCCCACUCUAUCAUCUUGCCGCCAGGUUCUUUGAGAUAAAUCCGUUUGAGCCCUGGACAACUCGCGACAAAGUUGACCGGUUCCACACCACAGACAUGAAGUAUCCUGGCCUACCGGGCUUUGAGGAUCUGGGUAUCACACCUUCCUCCGUGGAGCAGAAAGCCAUUGAGGUCUUGCGUCGCCAUCGCCGCUUCCGUUUCUUGGAGGCCGAGCUGGGGGAGACCAAACCUGCCAAAACAGUCACCUACUGAGCAGUCCACGAGCGAUGGUCUCUCACUCCUCCUCAUGUGCUGUCUUGUUUGAAUAUGACUCUGUACAUAAAUACACAAAUAAAUAAUGUCCAACCUACA
Messenger RNA from Colossoma macropomum (tambaqui), 1298 nucleotides. RefSeq names its product NADH:ubiquinone oxidoreductase subunit A9a (gene ndufa9a). The record is from RefSeq and is a predicted model, not a curated record. Lineage: Eukaryota; Metazoa; Chordata; Actinopteri; Characiformes; Serrasalmidae. The transcript has 11 exons. Bases 57 to 1199 code for a protein of 380 amino acids. Gene Ontology annotation, molecular function: protein-containing complex binding. Gene Ontology annotation, cellular component: mitochondrion.